Chrysochloris asiatica (Cape golden mole) is the source of this 1658-nucleotide messenger RNA. It is a transcript of the gene KCNJ1, whose product is annotated as potassium inwardly-rectifying channel, subfamily J, member 1. NCBI's taxonomy places the organism in Eukaryota, Metazoa, Chordata, Mammalia, Afrosoricida, Chrysochloridae. The record is from RefSeq and is a predicted model, not a curated record. The transcript is spliced from 2 exons. Gene Ontology annotation, molecular function: ATP-activated inward rectifier potassium channel activity. The coding region runs from base 221 to 1336 and encodes 371 amino acids. Gene Ontology annotation, biological process: regulation of monoatomic ion transmembrane transport; potassium ion import across plasma membrane. Gene Ontology annotation, cellular component: plasma membrane.
GUUGCAUACAGAUGAGUUGACAACCGGUUUGGACUGACCCACAGACUCAUAAAAACCAACAGGGUCUCAGAUACCCUCAUAUAUUCAAACACCUGGACCAAAGGCUCCAAGGACUUGUUCACAUCAAAGGUCCAGCUACUUUCUUGGGGUGCAAGAAAUCAAGAUUUUUGUCUCCACAUUCACUCUGGCCAUCCACGAGAUUAGAGUGUUGACAGAAAGAAUGCUCAAAUAUCUUCGGAAAUGGUUUGUCACUCAUUUUUUUGGACAUUCCCGGCAGAGAGCAAGGCUGGUCUCCAAAGAUGGAAGGUGCAAUAUAGAGUUUGGCAAUGUGCAGGCACAAUCGAGGUUUAUCUUCUUUGUGGACAUCUGGACAACUGUACUUGACCUCAAAUGGAGAUAUAAAAUGACCAUUUUCAUCACUGCCUUCUUGGGAAGCUGGUUCCUCUUUGGUCUUCUGUGGUAUGCAGUAGCCUACAUUCACAAAGAUCUCCCAGAGUUUCAUCCUGUCAACCAUACCCCAUGUGUGGAGAACAUCAAUGGCUUGACCUCAGCUUUUCUGUUUUCUCUGGAAACUCAAGUGACAAUUGGCUAUGGAUUCCGGUGUGUGACAGAACAAUGUGGCACUGCCAUUUUUCUGCUUAUCUUCCAGUCAAUCCUUGGAGUCAUCAUCAAUUCUUUCAUGUGUGGCGCGAUCCUAGCAAAGAUCUCCAGAUCCAAGAAACGUGCAAAAACCAUUACCUUCAGCAAGAAUGCAGUGAUCAGCAAGCGGGGUGGGAAACUCUGUCUCCUAAUCCGAGUAGCUAAUCUUAGAAAAAGUCUUCUUAUUGGGAGCCACAUAUAUGGAAAGCUUCUGAAGACCACAGUCACUCCUGAAGGAGAGACCAUUAUUUUAGACCAGAUUAAUAUCAACUUUGUGGUAGAUGCUGGUAAUGAAAAUUUAUUCUUCAUCUCCCCACUGACAAUUUACCAUGUCAUUGAUCACAAUAGUCCUUUUUUUCAUAUGGCAGCAGAAACCCUUCCUCAUCAGGACUUUGAGUUAGUGGUGUUUUUAGAUGGCACAGUGGAGUCAACCAGUGCGACAUGCCAGGUUCGGACAUCAUAUGUCCCAGAGGAGGUGCUUUGGGGCUACCGUUUUGCUCCCAUAGUAUCCAAGACCAAGGAAGGAAAAUACCGAGUAGAUUUCCAUAACUUUAGCAAGACAGUAGAAGUGGAGACGCCUCACUGUGCCAUGUGCCUGUAUAAUGAGAAAGACGCUAGAGCCAGGAUGAAGAAAGGCUAUGACAACCCCAACUUCAUCUUGUCCGAAGUCAAUGAAACAGAUGACACCAAAAUGUAAUUGCGCCUUUUCAACAUGAAUACAGCAAAGUCUCAAAGUUGGUUAGUGACUUAGAAACACAAUGAAACAAUCAGCAACCAGGGGGUAUGAAAAUAGAACAGGAGCCCUUAAAAUCUGCCAGUACAAUGAUUCUCUGAAGCCCUUAACUGUGAUCUUAUAAGACAUGAUUCUCUGCAAGGCAACUAUCUUAGAACAUGUUAUGUAUUUAAGAGUCUGGAAUAUGGAAGCCACAGGAGCUUACUUGAAAUCUUGAAUAUGAUUAUUUGAGAUCGUGCAAUGUUGAUGAGAACAGUCAAAAUCAUCACACGUUUUAUGUCCAGGC